This is a messenger RNA of Drosophila nasuta, 835 nucleotides long. Its product is annotated as cell adhesion molecule Dscam2-like. Bases 113 to 616 code for a protein of 167 amino acids. The transcript is spliced from 6 exons. Gene Ontology annotation, cellular component: plasma membrane; axon. Gene Ontology annotation, biological process: homophilic cell-cell adhesion; dendrite self-avoidance; axon guidance. Lineage: Eukaryota; Metazoa; Arthropoda; Insecta; Diptera; Drosophilidae. Gene Ontology annotation, molecular function: cell-cell adhesion mediator activity. The record is from RefSeq and is a predicted model, not a curated record.
AACACAAGUAUCAUGGUUUAAAGAUGGCAAAACGCUGCGCUCGGGCGCUCGAGUGCGUCUUCUGUCCAAGGAGCACAUUCGCAUCACAUCCAUCGUCAAGGAGGACAAGGGCAUGUAUCAGUGCAUCAUUAAGAACGAUAUCGAGUCAACACAAAGUUCUGCCGAACUGAGAUUGGGAGAGGUGUCGCCUCAGUUGCUCUACAAGUUCAUUGAGCAGACAAUGCAGCCAGGACCUUCAGUUUCCUUAAAAUGCAGCGCAAGCGGUAAUCCUACGCCCAAAAUUGUUUGGCACUUGGACGGCUUUCCGCUACCCAACAACGAUCGUCUAAUGAUUGGCCAAUAUGUGACCACGUUCGGCGAUGUCAUCAGUCAUGUGAAUAUAUCAGCAGUUAAAUCGGAAGAUGGCGGCGAUUACGAGUGCAAAGCGAUUUCUCGAGCUGGCGAAGCUUCACAUUCUGCUCGGCUAAAUAUUUAUGGCAUGCCUUAUAUUCGACACAUGCCCAAGUUGUCGGCAGUCGCUGGAAAAGUGUUCUCCCUUAAGUGUCCCAUUGCUGGCUAUCCCAUCGAGAGUGUUUAUAUCGAGAAAGACGGCAUGCGAUUGCCCAUAAAUAUGUGACAGCGUGUUCAAAAUGGAACUCUGGUAAUCGACAAUGUGCAACGAGCUGCCGAUCAAGGAACUUACACUUGCAUCGCUCGCAACAAACACAAUUACACCUCGCAGCGAUCCGUUGAAGUCAAAGUGCUGGUUCCACCCAAGAUUACACCAUUCUCAUUCGCACGCGAUCUGAACGUCGGUGACCGCACAAGUAUUCAGUGCGUUAUUGGCACCGGGGAC